CCAGUAUAUCAGCAGGCAAGGAGCCCCAUUGGAUACCGACCCUGUAUUCUCCAGCUGUUUCCGCAAGUAAGGCUAGCGCACGGAACUUGUACGCCUUCGGUUCCCUUCGAACAGACCCCUGUGCAGUUCCGUUCGCCAUGCCACAUCGAUCGCCGAUCCGUAACGGCCAGUCGGAAAGCAGGCAGCGGAUACGCCUGUGGCCAAUAGCCUUCUAUACACGUUUCGCAUGCAGCGGGUUCAAUGUUGACAAUUCAGGCCUUGUUUUUGACAAACAUCGGGUGACACGUUCAUUGCCGCGCGAGGCGAGCGGGAGUACGGUCAGCCCCAAUGUGCAGUCGACCUAUCCACGCCAAUAUUCGAACACUCUGUACUCUACCGGUGAAGCAAUGAUACAAGAAGUAUCAGUGGGGCAGUUAAGUGUUGUUAAUCGGUAUGCUGAACUUACGAUCACAUCAGGAGCAAUGUACACUGUUCAACACUGCAGUGUGUACAACCACCGCUUGCUGCUUGUCGAGGCAAGUAUUGACUGCUCGCCGCCUGCCAAAAUUGGAAACCAAAUUCGCUAUGAUCUACAAAAUCAUACCCGCAAUGGUAUUGACAUGGGCCGAGUUAUGUCUUCGGGGCAUUGCAAAAAGCGGUGUGUUGCUAUAAGGCAAGAAAUCAAUACAAGACUGUACAACGACUGUCUUGCCUGGUGCUCCAAUGCGGCUCGCUCACCGAUCAAGAGUCAGCCGUGUUGCAUUGUUAAGUCCACCAACCAUUUGCACAUGACAAACCUAGGCUCAGCACCGGUAAGCAUAACAUAUCAGGGUCAUGGCGAGUAAAAGGUGUUUAUCCGCAGAUUAUGUGUGAAAGUAUUCACAAGCAACCAAAUGCAGGAUCAAAGUAUAUACAACCAAGAAGUAA
This is a messenger RNA of Macroventuria anomochaeta, 906 nucleotides long. RefSeq lists its product as uncharacterized. Lineage: Eukaryota; Fungi; Ascomycota; Dothideomycetes; Pleosporales; Didymellaceae. Bases 138 to 824 code for a protein of 228 amino acids. The record is from RefSeq and is a predicted model, not a curated record. The transcript has a single exon.